AUGUCAACGCUGACGCUGGACGGCCUGGCAGCCUUGCUCUCUAGGAUUGGAGCUGGCCCGAUUCCUUCCAUCGCCGGAGAACCUCCAGUGGCACACCCUCUCCAUCGACCCAUCGACAUUUACCGGGCCUUCGUUGCGGAUGUCCUGGCCCGACUCGCAGGUUGUGAGACGCAUGUGGCAUACGAGUCGCUCCAGAUUCCCGGCACCCCAGCGAACGGGGACUUGGUGUUGCCAGUGCCUCGUCUGCGCAUCAAGGGCAAGAAGCCCGCCGAACAAUGCGCCGAGCUUGCGACUGCGUUUCCAGACAACCACCCGCUCUUCCAGAAACCCGUUGCCGCCGGCAUCCACCUCCCUUUCUUCUUCACUCCGUUGUCCCUCCCGCGGCUCGUCCUUCCCUACAUCUUCCAGCGCCAACAAUCCUACGGCAAUGAUCCCGACGUCGGACUGCGCAACCAUGCGGCCCCGGACCAGGGUCGCAAGAAGGUCAUAGUGGAGUUCAGUUCCCCCAACAUCGCCAAGGAAUUCCAUGCCGGACACCUCCGGAGCACCAUCAUCGGCGCCUUCAUUGCCAACCUCUACGAGACGAUGGGCUGGGACGUGGUCAAAGUGAAUUACUUGGGCGACUGGGGAAAGCAGUUUGGCCUGUUGGCCGUCGGAUGGCAACGUUUUGGAUCCGAGGAGGAGCUGGCCCGUGAGCCGCUCAAGCACCUCCUCGACGUCUACGCGAGGAUCAACGCAAUCGAAUCUCGGGGCUUGUUCGCGGAGCGCAAUGCCUUCUUCAGCCGUAUGGAGGCCGGCGACCAGGAGGCCAUGGCACUGUGGCGCCGCUUCCGCGACAUCAGCAUCGACCGCUACAUUGCAACCUACGGCCGGCUCAACAUCGACUUUGACGAGUACUCUGGCGAAUCUCAAGUCAACAAGGCCACUAUUGAGCGGGUUGAGUCUGUUCUUCGAGAGAAAGGUAUCUAUGAACAGAACAAGGGCUCUUGGGUUAUCGACUUCGAAAAGCACGGCUCCAAAGGCCUUGGUCUAGCCGUUGUCCGCGGUCGCACUGGUACUACGACCUACCUCCUCCGCGAUGUCGCCGCUAUCCUCGACCGCGCGGAGAAGUAUGCCUUCGACAAGAUGAUCUACGUCGUCUCGACCGAACAAGACCUGUACUUCCGCCGCGUUUUCCGCACCGUUGAGCUCAUGGGCCGCCCCGACCUCGCCGCACGCCUGCAACACGUGAAUUUCGGCAAGGUCAUGGGAAUGUCCUCGCGUCUCGGGAAUGUGCAGCUGCUGGGCGAUAUCCUGGACCAGUCGCGCGAGGCGAUGCAUGAGGUCAUGCGCCGCAACGAGGUCAAGUACUCCCAAGUGGAAGACCCGGACGCCGUGGCGGAGAAGGUUGGCAUCUCGGCGGUCAUGGUCCAGGACAUGUCCGGCAAGCGCAUCAACAACUACCCCUUUGACAUCGGCCGCAUGACGUCCUUUGAGGGCGACACGGGCCCGUAUCUACAGUACUGCCACGCGCGGCUCAACUCGAUUCUGCGCAAGGCCGGCCUCACCAGACAAGACCUCGUCGACCAUCUCGAGAACCAUCCCGACAGCUUGGACGCGGAUGUUCUCGGGGACAAGCCCCACGCGGCCGACCUGCUCCGGCUGAUGGCGCAGUACCCGGACGUGACGGCCAUGGCGCUCAAGACGCUGGAGCCGUCGACCAUUCUGACGUACUUGUUCCGUUUGGCGCACCAGCUCUCGUCGUGUUAUGACGUCCUGCAGGUUGUGGGCGCCGAAGGUGGCAUGGACGUGGUGCGUGCGCGGGCGGCGCUGUAUGAGGGGGCGAGGCAGGUGCUGGAGAGAGGGAUGCGGUUGUUGGGGUUGAAUCCCGUUGAGAGUUUACCCAAAGCUUUUCUUAAUUCGCUGGCCUUUUAGAUUUUUGGAAGGCGUUGUUUGCCCGUUCAACUCGAGAUAUUGGCUAAGGAUCGCCACUCUUCAGGCGCCGUGCCUACGAAUAACCCAGAUCGGGAGGAAGUAUAUAACCGGGGACGGGAAUCGCACUUGGUUUCGUCCUGGGGCUGUCAUUAGGAUAGUGUUAUAGAACGACGUUGAUCCCGAGGAGACAAGCACGGAGAUUCAACUUGUAUGUUCUCUCACCUGCAAUAUUGUUUACCUCCGGAGAGGGGCGGGGGGGGGGAGGUUAAUGACUUCACACUUCUGGGAGAAGUUUG
Chaetomium strumarium is the source of this 2210-nucleotide messenger RNA. Its product is annotated as arginyl-tRNA synthetase. The record is from RefSeq and is a predicted model, not a curated record. NCBI's taxonomy places the organism in Eukaryota, Fungi, Ascomycota, Sordariomycetes, Sordariales, Chaetomiaceae. The transcript has 3 exons. Gene Ontology annotation, cellular component: cytoplasm; mitochondrion. Gene Ontology annotation, biological process: arginyl-tRNA aminoacylation; mitochondrial translation. Bases 1 to 1914 code for a protein of 637 amino acids. Gene Ontology annotation, molecular function: arginine-tRNA ligase activity; ATP binding.